This is a messenger RNA of Syngnathus typhle (broad-nosed pipefish), 1351 nucleotides long. RefSeq names its product ubiquitin-like modifier activating enzyme 5 (gene uba5). The transcript has 11 exons. Gene Ontology annotation, molecular function: UFM1 activating enzyme activity. Gene Ontology annotation, biological process: protein ufmylation. The coding region runs from base 1 to 1194 and encodes 397 amino acids. The record is from RefSeq and is a predicted model, not a curated record. Lineage: Eukaryota; Metazoa; Chordata; Actinopteri; Syngnathiformes; Syngnathidae. Gene Ontology annotation, cellular component: cytosol; cytoplasm.
AUGGCGACGCUGGAGGAACUGAAGCUACGGGUGAGGGAAUUGGAGAACGAACUGAUAAAGUGUCAGCAAAAGCAGUGCGCCGCCGAGCAGCAACACAGACCCAAAAUCGAAAAGAUGAGCGCAGAGGUUGUCGAUUCCAACCCUUACAGUCGCCUAAUGGCGCUGAAGAGAAUGGGCAUUGUUGAUAACUACGAGCGCAUCCGGACGUUCACGGUAGCCGUGGUUGGGGUCGGGGGAGUGGGCAGCGUGACAGCCGAAAUGCUCACUCGGUGUGGCAUCGGUAAGCUGCUGCUGUUCGAUUACGAUAAGGUGGAGCUCGCCAACAUGAACCGACUCUUCUUCCAGCCGCAUCAGGCAGGCCUCAGCAAAGUGGAGGCCGCGGAACACACGCUAAGAAACAUCAAUCCGGACGUGCGGUUUGAGACCCACAACUACAACAUCACCACCUUGGACAAUUUCGACCACUUCAUGGAGCGUCUCAGUCACGGAGGCCUGGACGACAGCAAGGCUGUGGAUUUAGUCCUGAGCUGUGUGGACAACUUCGAAGCCCGCAUGGCCAUCAACACAGCUUGUAAUGAGCUCGGACAGACCUGGAUGGAGUCUGGUGUCAGCGAGAACGCCGUGUCGGGACACAUACAGCUCAUCAACCCGGGAGAGACGGCGUGCUUCGCUUGCGCGCCUCCUCUGGUGGUGGCUGCCAACAUCGACGAGAAGACACUCAAGAGGGAGGGCGUGUGCGCCGCCAGCUUGCCCACGACCAUGGGCGUUGUCGCUGGCAUCCUGGUCCAAAAUGUCCUCAAGUAUUUGUUGAAGUUCGGUCGCGUCACUUAUUACCUGGGCUACAACGCCAUGCAGGAUUUCUUUCCUAGCAUGGCUAUGAAGCCCAACCCGCAGUGCAACGACCGCCACUGCCGAAGACAGCAGGAGGUGUACGAGAAGCGGGAAGCCGAGCGACCCAAGACUGAGGUCGUCCAGGAAGAAGAGGAGGUGCUGCACGAGGACAACGAAUGGGGCAUCGAACUGGUGGUGUCAGAGGAGGCCAACGGGGAGGAGGAGACGGCGGCCGUCGCCGACCUCCCCGAAGGCAUCACCCUCGCCUACACCGUCCCGGCGGCGGCAGCGGGCGACGGGGAGAUGGUGGAAGAGACGGAACAGAGUCUGGAGGACCUGAUGGCGCAGAUGAGAAAGUUGUAAGCUGCACGGCGGGCAAAUUGAAAGAAAGGUUCAUGGCGUACAUUGGAUGACAACCCACGACUGACCAUCAAUAAAAACACAAAAAGCUGCAUGCAUGAACUAAGCUUACAAUGCUUGGCUAACAUUAACAUCUCAAUAAAGUAUUUAUUAGCAAGAA